Molecule: messenger RNA, 2187 nt
Organism: Tripterygium wilfordii
Lineage: Eukaryota; Viridiplantae; Streptophyta; Magnoliopsida; Celastrales; Celastraceae
Product: phosphatidylinositol glycan anchor biosynthesis class U protein-like
Exons: 15
Coding region: 466-1866 (466 amino acids)
Biological process (GO): attachment of GPI anchor to protein; protein localization to cell surface
Cellular component (GO): GPI-anchor transamidase complex; membrane
Source: RefSeq, a predicted model, not a curated record
AACAUACAAUACAAAACGUGAAAACCUAGAAUCCUAAUUUAGGCAUUUAGCUUCUACCCCAUUCUCCCUCAAGCCACCACUCACCAGUCACCAACUCACCACCGCUUCACCAGUCAACAAUUACAAUACAACACCACCAACUCACCAUCUCUGCUGCUCAGUGCCCACCUCGCGAUUUUGCUAGCCCUCACCUCGCGACCGGCGACUCUGCUGCCUCACGCCCUCAUCGCUCUCUUCUGUAAUUCUGUGCUGCAAAAGUGCAAAGUGCAAACCUGGUUUUUUAUAUUUUUUAUGAAUUCUCAAAAUUUUUUAAUUAAUUCAAUCAAGAGAGAGAGGUGUUAAGGCUAUGGGGAUUGGACUUGCUGUACAGUUGGAAGGAAUUGAAGAUAUCGAGCCAUGUGAACACUAGUAUAUGUUUUUCUAAAUCAAAGAAUUGGCUAUAGAUCACAGAUUCACAGGGCAUGCAUGGCGAAGAGCAGAAAGUUUUGGGCAUGGAUGAUAGCAUCAGUGAUUUUGAGGCUCAUUUUGAUUUAUUUCCCAAAGAAGCUCAAUCUAUCCACUCGCCCCGAAGUCUCGACUCCUCUCACCAGCCUUCGUCGCCUGGCUGAAGGUUACUGGUUGAAGCAGCAAUCUAUGUCCCCGUAUGCAGGAUCGAUGUACCAUGGUUCACCUCUGUUGCUGUCAGUCCUUGGUCCUCUCACUGUCAAGCGAAUUGAAGGGCAGCCUGAUCAUCUUUUAUGCAGUUUGCUUUUGGUGCUUGCAGAUAUUAUCAGUGCAAUUCUUAUUCGGGCUACUGGGAAAAUUCUUCAGAUGGCCUAUAGACAGAGCUUGGAUUCAUUAAAUCUUCUGCAAGCAUCAAAAAGUUCGGAUUUUCUCUCCUCUGGAGAUGUUGCUGCUCUUGUGUACUUAUGGAAUCCAUUGACAAUUGUUGCUUGUGUCGCUCAGUCCACAUCACCAAUUGAAAAUCUGGCAAUUAUAUUGUCCCUAUUUGGGGCAUGUAAAAGACUGGUUCCUCUGGCAGCUUUUGGAUGGGUCGUGGCAACACAUCUGUCUCUUUAUCCAGCAAUUCUUAUUAUUCCAGUGAUUCUUUUAUUGGGAUCUGGGCCUGACGCUCCCCCUAGGAAAUUGUUCCUGCAACGGGGAUGUGAAAAAUUUGGAGAUAGUUCCUCAAAUGAUAGCCAUCGCCCGAGAAUGGAAGUGAGCCCAUCAAAACUACCAAUUGCUUUUUCAUGGAGAUCACUCAUCCAUUUCUUGCUUUGGACUUCUUUGUGGUCUGUCUAUGUCCUUUUUCUCUGUAGUGUACUUGUCAGACCAUAUGGCGGUUUGCUGGAGAUGUUUAAAAGAACAUAUGGUUUCAUGCUCACGGUGGAGGAUCUGUCUCCAAAUAUUGGUGUUUUAUGGUACUUUUUUGCCGAAGUUUUUGAUUUUUUCAGAAAUUUCUUCCUGAUAGUAUUCCAUAUGAAUAUUCUAUUUAUGAUAAUUCCUUUAGCCAUUCGGCUAAACCACCGACCUUGCUUCCUGGCUUUUGUGUACAUUGCACUCUCUUCAAUGCUAAAGUCUUACCCCUCAGUCGGAGAUUCAGCUCUCUGCUUGGGUUUGCUGGCCUUGUUUGUCGAUCAAUUAGCAGAUAUGCAGUUCUCAUUCUUCCUCUUCUGUGGGUAUGUUGGGGUUUCCCUCCUCAGCCCCGCGAUGCACAAUCUUUGGAUUUGGAGGGGCACUGGCAAUGCAAACUUUUACUUUGCAACUGCAAUGGCCUAUGCAUGCUUUCAGAUCAUUUUGGUGGUUGAGAGUGUCAGUGCCACGCUGAAUCAUGACAGGAAGCUAAGAAAGCUAUCUGCCUCAAAGCUUGGUGAUGGCAAAUCUUAGAACAAUUCCAGCAACCAAAUUUGCAAAUUUUCCAUCAUCCAGCUGCUCAAGUUGCUUCACGGUCAUCAGCUUCCAGGCCUCUUAAGCUAUAUCAGUUCUUAUAUUAAUCUCUUUCUGCCAUUGUCAACUGGCUUCAUCUUCAUGGAGUGAAGGUGGAUAGAUUUCAUCGCAUUGCAUCUUGGCCGAUUUUCAGAUCAAUUUCUGCUGUAUAACUACAGAGGUUGCAUUGCAUAGGGUUCUUUACAGUUGGAUAUACAGUUUUUUUUUUUCUUGGCAGUCAGUUUUUUGUUUAAAUAUAGCAUAAGUUAGGAAUGAUGAAUA